Molecule: messenger RNA, 987 nt
Organism: Entamoeba invadens IP1
Lineage: Eukaryota; Evosea; Mastigamoebida; Endamoebidae
Exons: 1
Coding region: 1-987 (328 amino acids)
Source: RefSeq, a predicted model, not a curated record
AUGUCCCAAAAUUCAGUGUAUCAACCAACACCUUACCACACAACACCGUCUUACCCAUCACCUACACAAAACCCAUUUCUUAACCCAACAACUUCUUCUUCACAUUUCACACAGUCUAUUUAUCAAAAUCCAUACCCACAAAUGUAUACAACCCCUUACCCAUCACCUUACCAAACAACAAGCCCACACAUCUACCCAUCUCCAUACCAAACAUUAGAGAAGAAAAAUCAACCACCAAACGCUUAUUCACCACAAGUUACUGUUUACCCAAAACUCGCUUCCCCAACACCAAUAAACCCAUACACGACCAUAGUCCAACCAAACACACGACCACAAAACGUGUUCCCACAAAACACUCCGAAGACUGAAAGUGCUUCCGUCGUCAAGACUCAAGAAACAACGCCAAGUAAAUUACCAAUUCCAGAAACACCAAAGAGUACAGAGAAAUAUAUGGAGGGAUACAACGCAGACGAUGAGAAGGGAAUUAUAGAGUUGAAGCGGAUGUACUCCGACGGCCUUCUAUCUGUGGAAGCGUACGUCACUCUACGCGACAAUUACUUGACUUCCGUCGAUCACACGAUGUUAGCCGACCAAUACAAAGCACAGAAAAAGAGGGAAGAAGAUGCUCGGUUAGAAGCCGAAGCUUCAAAGGCCGAGGCGAUUCGCUUGAAGAUGUUAUCGGAGCGUCUUGCAACGGUCCGCUCCGCGAUUCAAAGUGAUUUAAACUUCAACAAAGAAGCGCGAGAUUGGAUAGCAACGAACACCAAAUCACACAUCGACUUCCUCGAGACGUUGAAGUCGACUAAGUCUGAGAAGGAACUGAAAGUUGUUGAGUUGAAUGCGAGAGUCAUGGCGUAUAGUGAUGCAAUAGAAGUGUUAAGUGUCUUAGUGAAAACUAAGAAGAUGUCUGUGAGUGAUGCGCUUGACAAGACGAAGUCCCUUGCCAUUCUACAGUUCAAGUACAAAGUCAGUCUAGUGAAGGAAUAA